AUGAUUUAAAAAAAAGAUAUAUAAUAGAAGAGUCUCUUUAAUUCUUUUCAAAAAAACCUUCAAAUUAUAAAUUUAAUGUUAAAAAGAUUAAUUUUUCUCAGAAUAAUUCAUUAACUCAUUUAGGAUGGUAAAAUUUAUUUAAAAACUUAAUUAAACAUGAUUAGUACUAUGUUAGAUAGUCAAAUUAAAUUAGAUUACAUAGCUUAAGUAAUAAAAGAUAGAGCACUUGCUUCCCCUAACAAAAAGGUACCACUACAUACUUUCUUAUGUUACAAUGUUAGUCUUAAGGAUUAUGUUUCUGGCUUUUUAUCUGAAUAACCUCCAAAUUACUAAGUUCCUUAUGAUAUACUGUGGAGAUAGAAUAUGAUGAUAGUCUAAAUUUUGGAUAUUUUGAUGGAGUCCCAGAAUCUUCUGGUGAAUUUUAUAAAUGUUUUAAAGGAUUCUCAAUUUGAGGUAGAAUAUUGUUUAUCGCAAAGAAUGGAAACUCACAAGAUCAAAAUUUUCACCUUAUCAUUUAAAUAUGUGUGA
Molecule: messenger RNA, 528 nt
Organism: Paramecium sonneborni
Lineage: Eukaryota; Ciliophora; Oligohymenophorea; Peniculida; Parameciidae
Source: the annotation of a GenBank genome assembly